Molecule: messenger RNA, 2046 nt
Organism: Sinocyclocheilus rhinocerous
Lineage: Eukaryota; Metazoa; Chordata; Actinopteri; Cypriniformes; Cyprinidae
Gene: ccm2
Product: CCM2 scaffold protein
Exons: 10
Coding region: 282-1649 (455 amino acids)
Biological process (GO): vasculogenesis; heart development
Source: RefSeq, a predicted model, not a curated record
ACGCCCAAAAUGGCGGCAGGAUUGAAAAGUUUGUUGCGGUUUUUGUUUUAUUUUAUGACAUUUUAUCGGUCUCUGUCCCCCACUGAAUAAAUCCCUAUUUUUAUAGCGUUUAAGAAGGUUAGUUGUUUAUUUCCGAUCCACGAACACGUGAUUUGGAUCGGUGUUUUGCUUAGUUUAGAUCGGUAAAGCGCCUCCGUUGACGUGUAUGAGGCAGAUGGCACUGAACUCGUGGACAGCACUGCAUCUAAUACAGUUAAAAUGAAGAGCAUUUGUACAUAGAGAUGGAGGAUGACGUAAAGAAAGUCAAAAAGCCAGGUAUUGUGUCUCCAUUCAAGCGGGUGUUUCUGAAAGGAGAGAAGGGGAGAGAUAAGAAGGCCCUGGAGAAGUCUACUGAGCGCAGGGCCCUCCACACCUUCUCCCUCUCUCUCCCGGACCACCGUAUCGACCCAGACAUUCUGCUCAAUGACUACAUUGAGAAAGAAGUUAAGUAUCUGGGACAGCUAACCUCAGUUCCUGGAUAUCUGAAUCCCUCCAGCCGCACAGAAGUUCUGCAGCUUAUUGACAAUGCCAGGAAGUCUCAUCAGUUGGCAGGACAGCUGACAUCAGAGCAGGAUGCUGUUGUGAGUUUGUCCGCAUACAAUGUGAAGCUUGUGUGGCGUGAUGGAGAAGACAUCAUUCUUCGCGUACCCAUCCAUGACAUUGCAGCUGUGUCCUACAUCAGAGACGACUCACUCCACCUCGUGGUGCUAAAAACAGCUCAGGAGCCCGGUGGUUCCCCAUGUCACAGUACAGAGAUGUCAAAAUCUCCCACUCUGAGCUCUCUUUCUGAGAGCGGGGCUGUGCUUGUGGAGGUCUGCUGCCUGCUUGUGCUGGCCGUCGACAACAAGGCUGCAGCAGAGGAGCUCUGUCUUCUACUCAGUCAAGUCUUCCAGAUCGUCUAUACAGAGUCCACCAUUGACUUCCUGGACAGGGCCAUCUUUGAUGGAGCCACAACACCCAUCAGGCAUCUCUCGAUCUGCAGUGAAGACUCCUCGAGCAAAGUUGAUGUCAAAGAAGUGUUUGAGGCUGAGACAAGCACAUUUUCGUUCCAAAGUUCUCUAGAGGCAGGACACUCCUCUAGCCCCUCCCCCUCCUCCACCCCGGCCUCACCACAAACCAUAACAGCCAGUGAGAGUGAACUAAGCACAACAGCUGCUGAACUGCUACAAGACUACAUGACCACAUUGAGGACAAAGCUGUCGUCUCAGGAGAUCCAGCAGUUUGCCACACUGUUACGUGAGUACAGAAACGGAGCCUCCAUCCAUGAGUUCUGUAUCAACCUGCGUCAGCUUUACGGAGACAGCAGGAAGUUCCUCCUCCUGGGACUGCGGCCUUUCAUUCCUGAGAAGGACAGCCAGCACUUUGAGAACUUUUUGGAAACCAUCGGUGUGAAGGACGGCCGCGGCAUCAUAACGGACAGCUUUGGGCGUUACAAACGCACGACAAGCUCUGCGUCAGACUCCACCACUAAUGGAAACGGUGCUGCGGGUGGUUCGGGUGAAGGAACGGCCACCUCUGAGGGCGACGAAUGGGACCGCAUGAUUUCAGACAUAAGCAAUGACAUUGAAGCGUUAGGAAGCAGUAUGGACCAGGACGGCUUGUCGUCUUGAUGUCACGGACUCGCAGUGUGCUUUAGCCAAUCACCACUUGAGAUAAUCACAUGGGCCACUGGUGGUCCAUAUUGCUGUCCAUCUAAUCUGACAAUGCUGGAGUUUGGAUACUGUAUGGAUACCACUUCCUGGCCAUCAUCCUUAUUUUUAUAUGUUGUGCCAUAUUAACACAACCAGAUUUUUCCGAUUUGACAAUUGUGAUUUUCAAGACCUGUGAUAGAAGGAUCGUAUAUUGCUGUGGAAAGCAGUUGCGUUCUUCUGGGAUGUUUAUUGGCAGUAUCUGCUACCACUAAUAAGAAACCUUGUUGCUGGUAGAUGUUGCUCUUUCACACUGAUCUGUAAGGAAGUUUAUUUCCAUCACAAUAAAAAAGGUAAUUGCGAUCUUUUAUCUUACAAU